Molecule: messenger RNA, 3169 nt
Organism: Fomitiporia mediterranea MF3/22
Lineage: Eukaryota; Fungi; Basidiomycota; Agaricomycetes; Hymenochaetales; Hymenochaetaceae
Exons: 4
Coding region: 1-2715 (904 amino acids)
Biological process (GO): silent mating-type cassette heterochromatin formation
Cellular component (GO): SHREC complex; rDNA heterochromatin
Source: RefSeq, a predicted model, not a curated record
AUGAAAAGAUGGGGACGACGAGCAAGUAUGUGGCUUAUGCCUGCAACUCGUACAAGGCGUAGAAUUCCAAGUGACGGCGUCCUCCCUGAAAACCCCAAUUGGAUCACUAUUCACGCAAGUGAUGGCAAUGCAAAACGUUGGCCUACAAAUACUACUAUGAAUCCAGAUUCGGUGGACAAUGUCGACUUUAUGCAGCCGCUUCCAAUAGACGAUGGGUCAUCUAUCAAGUGGCGUCUGGUCAUCGGGAAGAAGCUUGCCAAAAUGCUUAACCGUCCUGACCCUGAAAGUGAUAAAUGGGUUCUUAAGGAUUGGCCCGCUGGCUAUCAAUUUUACAUUCACAAGAAGGGUCACAAAGAUGACCCACGAUGCGAUCCUUAUCUCAUUGGUUCAGAGAUAGUUGGGCGAUUUCGUUCGCCUGCAGAGUUUAUACCUCACGCGUGUUGGCUUAUGACAGACGCGACUCGUAAUAGGUCAAAUUGCGCCUGCAAAUAUUGUACCGGGAAGCCACAACGCGAGAUCAGUAACACAUUCGGCUUAUCACGCAUUGGCAGACUGCCGCGCAACGAUAGUUAUAAUGUGAAAGAUAGGCCCGUGUCUGUUACGAGAGAAGAAAAUGAGCCUCUGCCUCAUCGUCAGCAGCAGGCACCAGAGGCGUUCAACCUGUCAGUAGACCCCACACAGCCUGUAAAUUUAGAACGUGAGAAAGACUUGCGAGCUCAAUUAGGACCAAGCUCUCUGGGUGAACGACGCUGGGCGCGUGAAGGCGAACUGGUUUGGGUUAGACUUGAUUAUCCGAUUCAUGUGGAUGACGUGGAUAGCCACUCCGAAACGAUUUCGUUUUGGCCAGGCAUUAUUGAUGAGAUAAACAUCAAGUCUAACGUCACUCUCACACAAACCCAAGAAACACGGCUGGCAAACGCGUCCGAAGAGAGCCCGGGACCGACUACUCCAAGCAGCUCAGAUGCUUCUUUAGAUUUGGAUCCGUGGACUGUAGUUCAAAAGUUCGUCUACAAGGUCGAGCUUCUUGUUACCUCCGGCUCGGUCAUUUACGGCUCUGAUCGUAUUUUACCGUACCAGUCUUAUGCCCCGGAUAGUAGUCUCGUUGCAGCAGUGCGAAGGAUCAAAUUCAACUUGGAUGAUUCUACUGGCACGCUUGAUAGAAUGACUGUGCCUUCCGAUCCCGAAGGGGAUGGACAGAUGGAACAAGCGGAAAGGGCCUUGUUCAAUCGUUUCCGAUCUUAUAACCCGUUUCCAGAGAACGAGCCUCGACUUGAGCAAGGCGUGGAGCUAAGUCAAUAUAUCUCUACGGCAGCUGGAGCGUUUGCUGUUGCGAUUCAAAUUGCCUCUCGUCUAACAAUGUAUUGGACCCCUUCAGAUGCAUGGGAGGGUAAAAUGCGACGUCCAUCGACGCGAACGAAUGCCUGGAGCCUUGUUCAAGAGACAUCUUCAUUUGCGGAACGAUGUGCACUAAUCCAAAGGGUACUUGGAUUAUUGCAAACUAGCGACGACGGCUACACCGCUCAGACGAGAUUCCAAGGUAUGUGGUGGGGUCCAGAACGUAUUUGGACGGGUGAUAUUGUGCGUUUGAAGCUUGGACGGUACGAAGUGGCACCAGAAGGGACGGACAUGAUUAGGAAGCCGUCUGGUGCAAGAAAAUAUGACCUGCUAGAGGUCAACAUGGAUAGACUCGGAGCACAAUCAGCGGCAGGCAUUUCAGAUGUUGAUAGUGUAAUGCACGACGUGGACACAAUCGUUCCAGAUAUCGUCUCAUUCGAGACUGGUGGUAGCUCAGUGACGAAAAGUGUUGCUGACAUCUGUGCCCAGAACUUAGGGGCUGUCUUGCGCUCACUCUUCUUACGAAUCGUUAGUUUAUUUCUCGUGCAAGUUCCAAGCGACGAUGGGAAGAGCCUGAAAAACGAGUGCAGGAUGAGUGGUAUGCUCUAUGAGCUUGCCGAUGAAGAUUGGGAACCCGAUGGAGCGGAAUUCCGAGAGCCCUUGUCUCAGAAUACGGUCGAGACGGACUCGCAUUCUCCAAUCUCGUCAAAAGCCUCGAUGGUGACGCCACUGAGGGCUGUUACGUCUAACGAGGCAAGACCGAUACUCGCAGAUGUGAUCAACCAAUCGGCCUCUCGUGGACCUCGACCGUCUUCAUCAAGCUUAGAUACACCAAAGCCAGGGUUUCCGACCGAUGUCGUGAUGACGGACCUCUCGCAAAACAGCUCGAGUUCAUCCGCUCUGGUAGGACUGUCCCUGGUCAGAGAACAGGAGGCAAACUGGGAAUCGCCAGUAUCUAACGUGGAAUCAUCAGUUCCUUCUGCUUCUACUUCCACUCCACAGAAGUCUACUGAGCGGCACUGCCCAUUGCCACCUCCUCCGCUUAAGAGGAAAUUCCGACCUAUACUGCGAGAUAGACACGAAGUUGUCAUGCCCCUCACGGAGCUCGCGGGUCGGUACUAUCCCGGCCUGCUCGAGAAUCCACAUCUAUGGCCACGUUUGCAAGGCGCAGUCAAGAAUCCUGAAGCACCCGAAAGUAAAGUUAUUGGCGCUUUGGACGGUUUCUUGCCUGGCGUAUAUAACUCCGUAGAUCCCACACGAUUCUUGGCAGGCCGUGAAAAAAUGCUUGACGAAGCGGAGAAGAUAGCACGGGCGGAGGUAGUCGACUAUUGGAAAUGCCAAACAAAAAUAGCAAAUGCGAUUGUGGCGGACGAUGAUUGAUCGCAUUUCCUGGUCUGCCCCUUUACUGAACGUUAAGUGGUAUUCGUAAACUUCGUAAACGUAUUCAUGUUUUCCGCACCACUUCGUUUUCUCGCAUGUUUUCGAUCGUCCUGUUAUCCGCGUUGCUUUCGUCCUUGCUUUUCCACACUUCCUCAGAAAAUGCCCCGAAGUCAAGCGAAAUACUGUGAUCUGUAACGCUUUGCUGACUGGAACGUAUUCCUACUUCCCGCAUUUUUCGCUUUCCCGCAUGUUUUCAACUGUGUUUGCUAUCCACGUGCUUUCGUAUUUAGUUGUCCUUUCUGCAUUUUCGCUUUACUACUUUUUAUUUUUAAUUUGCUGUGGUGUUCCCCCUUCCGAUCCCUUGGGGAUGCCCUACCAUCAAGUAUAUGAUCCACUUGCAAUGUGUAUAAUCAUUUCCCAAGAAGUUAUUUGUACAUUUAUUUCAGUCCAGACU